Molecule: messenger RNA, 590 nt
Organism: Truncatella angustata
Lineage: Eukaryota; Fungi; Ascomycota; Sordariomycetes; Amphisphaeriales; Sporocadaceae
Exons: 1
Coding region: 78-407 (109 amino acids)
Source: RefSeq, a predicted model, not a curated record
CCGUAACUACAUACCAGGCGACUUGGCUCACUAAAACUGACAGUUGGAGUUUUCUUCAAUAGAACCCGCUUCCUUCUAUGCUAGCCUCUCCCGUCUCUUCCUCUCUCUCUCCUCUCCUCCCUUGGAUCACAAACCUUUUUGUCCAUCUUCUCUUUCUUCUUUUUUUCCCUCCUUCUCUAGCUACCACUAUCCUUUAUCCUGCCUUCGGGUUUUUCGCUAGUCUCUCUCCCCUCAAUUGCUCUCCAUCGCGCGCUGUCACCAACAAUUUCUAUUGUUUUCGUCGUGGGAUUUCUUGUCCCCCGUCGUCUGAAUUUAAAUUCCACGCCAACCAGAAAAGUCGCGUCACCGGGAAGACACUCAGCAUACACACAAAAAAUUACAAAAACGAAACCAACCAAGUAAAAUAAAUUCAAAGGGAACAAGAAAAAAAGACACAGCAAGGGCAUCUGGAUACCAUCUCAACCUCGGUCAACUGCUAUUUAUCAUCUGAUUGAUAAUUGACUUUGACUGUUUUUAAUUACUGUACAAUCAAUUCGAGCUCGACGACAGCUCCAUCCAUCGCUUUCUAUUCUCUGCAUAUACGGAUAUAC